GCAGCACCAAACCCUUGAGGGUGGAGUGUUCUUCAUGUGCAGCUGACUUUACUUUGGAGAUUGAUUGAUCUGUUUUCUUUUGGAGCUACAGCUUUUUGAAUCUUUGUAGGUAAUAAAGUAAAGCUAAAGCAGUUUGGGAUCUGCUCUGAAACACAGAUCCCCAUCAUGGCAGGUAGAGUCUUAUACCAAAUACUCCCAUAAAUGCCCUGCUGUUCCAGAGGUCAAGAGACUAUGACAUUGAAACUCGACUGGUGUGACUGGAAUGUCGAGUUUCACCUGGUGAAGCUGCUCCACCACAGACACAUCCUCUUUUGGUUCAGAGGAUGGCCAAGGCGUCUGUUGGAAAGUUUUGCUCUUAACCGGUCGGAAACUGAAUCACUGUACUGUCCUGCCUGAGUGUCUACCGAACAGGUUACUCAUCAUGGAGGGCAACAAGAUGACUAUUUUUGAAAAGUUGCGCCUUAGAACAAAGCUGCCCAACAUCAAAAAGCCGCGCAAAAAACCUCUUGCCAAGCAAGGAAGGAAUGGGCUCAAUCGACGAAGUAUGUCUGUACCAGAUCUAACUUUAGUGCCAGGUGAAGCCUUUGCUGCCGAAAAUUCUCUCACACCUAAGGCCUCUGACGCCAUCUCCUUCAGUGUCUCUUCUGGUCAGAGUGAUACUGAUUCAGUGGCGAGCUGGUCAAACACUGAUGGGCCUCUUUGUACAGACAAAACCAACGAACCAGCGCCAGAAGUGACUUUUAGAACCCAUCAGAAUCCCUCCGCUACAGCUCUAAAAAGACUGAGUGCACCAGUGGAGGUAUUCAGCCUUUACGAAGAACCAAAAGUCACAACGAAUACUAGUUUGGAAAGCAAAAUGGACUCAAUUCCGGAAAACUUGUACGCACAAGUGAACAAAAAGAGGAAUGUACCUCUUCCUCUUGAGUCUGGUUCUUUACCCAGAAAUGCUUCUGGCACUCUUGCACAGUCCGACUUCUCGGAGAGACUGAGUCUGUCCGGUGAAAUGGAGAGACAGCUUUCAGACAACGUGGCAUCAGCCUUGCCCAGAGUCAGCUCGCAGGGGAAAGAGAUGACUCCGUUUCUUGAUAAGAGCACCCCGCUGUUUGAGCAGAUGAAGUUCACGUUUGAAAGACUGACUCCUCCGGCGAAAAGAAAGAACGCUUCUGCGGAACGGCUAGCCCUACAGUUUCCACAAGGAAACACAGACGGAGCGUUUGUGGACUCGCCAUGCACUUCUCCCAGUGAGGAGAAAACCAUAUCGUGGGCAAAGGAAAUAGAGGAACUGAUGGUGGAAUCAAACAACCCUUUGCUGUUGUCAGAGAUGUCAAUGGAAGAGAGCGUGCUAGAGCCUGAUGAGUCUCUGGAUGAGAUAGCUGCUGAAGCUGGAGACACCUUUGAUGAAAAUGCUCUAUAUCCUUCGGAAAGUUCUGAAUUUGUGCCGUCCUUCCCUGCCCCGUUUCAGCGGUACCUCCUGAACAUCAACCUAAAGUGGGGAAAAAACCUGGUUAUCAGAGACAAGCGCUCAGGCUCCAGUGACCCUUAUGUGAAAUUCAAACUCGAAGGGAAACAGUUCUAUAAAAGCAAAGUUGUCUACAAAAACUUGAAUCCUCGGUGGAACGAGUCCUUCUCCCAUCCUCUUCGAGACCGAGAGCACAAUGUGGAGCUUCGAGUCUAUGAUAAAAACCGUACCGCCGAUGAGUUCAUGGGAUCAACUUCAAUUUCUCUGAAUAAUCUGGAGUUGUACAAAACCUAUGAAAUGGAACUCCGUCUGGAUGACUCCAAAAGCAAAGAAGAUGACAUGGGAAUUAUUGGCGUUGAUGUCUGUUUAAUGCAUAGAGAUGCAACCAUCAAAAAAGGGCCUAGAUUUCGCCAGAAAAAGAACAAGCAGAACCAGGCCUUGCAGAGCCGCUCAGCCGACGCGUCGAAGAAUCAGAUAAAGAACCAGAUGUGGAGCGGCGUGUUCCGCAUCACCCUGGUGGAGGGCCAGGACCUGCCGCCGUCCAGCAAUGGAGACGUCUACGUCCGCUUUCGCCUCGGGGAUCAGAAGUACAAGAGCAAGAACCUUUGCAUUCAAGAGAAUCCCCAGUGGAGGGAAGAGUUUGACUUCAAUCAAUUUGAAGAUAACCAGGAACUGCAGGUGGAGGUGCUCUCAAAGAAGGGGAGGAAGGGGGAAGAGUCGUGGGGGAUUUUUGAGGUCGACCUAUCCAGGAUUCCCCUUAAUGAGAGCCAGCUCUACACCCACAUGCUCAAUCCAGGAAGAGGCAAGCUGGUGUUCCUCGUGGCACUCAUGCCCUGCUGGGGAGUCUCCAUCUCUGACGUUGAAUCUUCUACGCUGACCAACGCAGAAGAGAAAGACGCAAUCAUUGAAAAAUUUAGUUUGAGAAACUGUCACAAAUGCGUCGGAGAGGUCGGCUUCCUUCAGGUCAACAUCAUCAGAGCGAACGACCUUCCCUCCACAGACAUAAAUGGGAGAACUAACCCCCUGUGUGUCGUUGAGCUCGGAAACUGCAAACUUCAAACCACCACAAGCUACAAGACGGUCAAUCCAGAGUGGAAUCAAGCGUUUACAUUCCCAAUUAAGGACAUUAACGACGUGGUGGAGUUGACUGUACUCGAUGAAAACGGAGACAAAUCCCCCAACUUUUUGGGCAAAGUGGCCAUUCCUUUACUGAGCGUCCAGAACGGCCAGCAGAUGUGCUUUUUCCUGAAGAAAGAAAACCUGGAGAGAGCUGCCAAAGGGACUAUCACACUGCAGAUGGAGGUCAUCUACAGCAAAGUCAGAGCUGGGAUCAGAACCUUCCAACCAAAGGAGUCCAAACUAAUCGAAGAAAACCUAAAGAUCAACAAAAAGGUUCUUGCCAGGAAUAUAUAUCGGGUUCGAAAAAUCAGCACAGCAGUCCUUUACACGUUACAGUACAUUAAAAGCUGUUUUCAGUGGCAGAGCACGCAACGGAGUCUAAUAGCCUUUCUGAUCUUCCUGGUGACAGUGUGGCACUGGGAUCUCUUCAUGCUGCCACUCUUCCUGCUUCUGCUCAUCGGCUGGAACUACUAUCAGCUGUCGACAGGAAAGGCCAGCUCCAACCAGGACCUGGUGAACAUGACCAUGGGUGACGAUGAAGAGGAAGACGAGAAGGAACCUGGAAAGAAGGGCUUGAUGGACAAAAUUCAUAUGGUCCAGGAAGUGGUGCUGGUUGUCCAGACCGGUUUGGAGGAAAUUGCAAACAUGGGAGAACGAAUCAAGAACAUAUUCAACUGGUCCGUCCCAUUCCUGUCUUCUUUGGCUUGCCUGGUCCUGUUUGUGGCAACGGUGCUUUUAUACUACGUCCCUCUGCGAUACAUCGUGCUGAUAUGGGGCAUUAACAAGUUUACCAAGAAGCUGCGCAAGCCCUAUUCCAUUGACAGUAAUGAAAUGCUAGAUUUCCUCGUGAGGGUGCCGUCUGAUGUUCAAAAGGUGCAGUACAGUGCGCAGAGAGCGCCCACCAGCCAGAACCAGAAGAAGAAGAGGUAAGCUCCGAGGACUCGGCGGAUGAAAGGCUGGGCUCUCUUUACACGUGGUGCAGUCCACCUGACAGCAACGCUCCAGUGCCAGCCCGACCUUUGACUCCGCGUACCCCCCACCCAAACUCUGCCCCCUGCUGCUGAGGGGCAGCCAGCCGCUCUCUGGAUUGUGUGUUUGCCACCCCCCCCUGACAGGGGCUGUGAACUGCAGGAACCAGGAGGGCAGCACAUGGCGCUGUCAAUCACAAACUUGGAAGUAAAGAAAAGAGAACGUUAAGCAGCUCAGCCUUCAUCUAUGGAAAUCAUUUGGAAGGGAAGCGGGAGAUGUCUGGUUUGGCUUACCUCCACUGUUUUUUUUUUUUUCAUGAGUGAGUUAAACUACGUAUUUAUGUCAAAGGAAACAAUCACUGUAAUGGAAAGUCUUUAUUGUUUCUUAAAGAGAAAUUACAAAGAAAUAUUUAAACUGUCAGAAUAAAUUGUUUUUUUGAUUAUUUCUCUCACCAGCAAAUGUCAAUACAGUUAAAAUCUUUUAACUCCAGCUUCCUUUUCAUCAUUUUAUCUGAAAUUUUAAAUUAAAUUGAAAUAAAAGUUAAAUCUCA
Messenger RNA from Oryzias melastigma (Indian medaka), 4097 nucleotides. RefSeq names its product multiple C2 domains, transmembrane 2a (gene mctp2a). Gene Ontology annotation, cellular component: synaptic vesicle membrane. Lineage: Eukaryota; Metazoa; Chordata; Actinopteri; Beloniformes; Adrianichthyidae. Gene Ontology annotation, biological process: regulation of neurotransmitter secretion. Gene Ontology annotation, molecular function: calcium ion binding. The transcript is spliced from 24 exons. The record is from RefSeq and is a predicted model, not a curated record. Bases 422 to 3508 code for a protein of 1028 amino acids.